This is a messenger RNA of Dromaius novaehollandiae (emu), 2248 nucleotides long. RefSeq names its product sodium/potassium transporting ATPase interacting 4 (gene NKAIN4). Lineage: Eukaryota; Metazoa; Chordata; Aves; Casuariiformes; Dromaiidae. Gene Ontology annotation, biological process: regulation of sodium ion transport. The record is from RefSeq and is a predicted model, not a curated record. The transcript is spliced from 6 exons. The coding region runs from base 176 to 787 and encodes 203 amino acids.
GCCGCCGCGACCUCGCUGCUUGCCGGCGGCGAGCGGAGCUGCGGCGGGCGCGGGGCGCAGAGCCGCAGGGCGGCGGCGGCGGGGCCGCAGCGAGCCGGGCUCCCCCGCUGCCGGGUCCCCCCUGCCCCGCUCUCGCCCCCCGCGGGGCAGCGCGGCCCCGCCGCGCUCGGGGACCAUGGGAUGCUGCACCGGCCGCUGCACCCUGAUCUUCCUCUGCACUUUGCAGCUGCUUGCUGCGUUGGAGAGGCAAGUGUUCGACUUCCUGGGAUACCAGUGGGCCCCUAUUCUAGCCAACUUCCUCCACAUCAUCAUUGUUAUCCUUGGCCUGUUCGGCACCAUUCAAUAUAGACCUCGCUACAUAGUAGUGUAUGCCAUCUGGACUGCAAUUUGGGUCACCUGGAACAUCUUCAUCAUCUGCUUUUACUUAGAAGUGGGAGGACUCUCAAAGGACAGUGAACUCCUGACAUUUAAUAUCUCCCGGCACCAAUCGUGGUGGAGUGAAAAUGGCCCUGGCUGUGUAAGGAAGGAGGCUUCAACGUCGGGCAUCAAGGGCCUGGACAGCCAUUCCUACGUCUCCGUGAUAGGCUGUGCCCUGGAGUAUCGCUACAUCGAGGUCAUGCACAGCUCCUUGCAGAUCCUGAUCGCGCUGGUGGGCUUUGUCUACGCCUGUUAUGUUGUUAGUGUUUUUACAGAAGAAGAAGACAGCUUUGGGUGCUCAGAUGAGGUGACUGUUCAAGGAGCUAGACAGUUACUGAAGACUGUGUGUCUUGAAGGUCUCCUAAUUUAGACAUUCCACAACUGAGGUAAUGCAGUUAGCAACUGUUUUUUAAAAUGCAGACUGUUUUAGUUUUAAAAUACUCAAAUAAACAUUUUCAGAAGUGGCUGAAAAGAGUCCAGGUCUCGUUGGAAGCCACCAAGAAUUAUGCUUCCGAUUUACUUAAGACCGCUACAGAUUUCACCUAUUAACUGGCAGUCAUUCCAGAAUCAUGGUAUCAGCAUGAAGCUAUCCAUGAGGAUGGAAUUUAUGAGGAUAUAUUGUCCUCAAAUUUCUAUUUUAGAAAUUUCAAGAGUUAUUUUCACUUCAUAUUUAUAUUUUUUCUGAUUUUUUUAUUGUUUGAUUAAAAAUACCAAAAAUCCUUAGCAAUAUAUAGCUAAAAUCUGAAAUAAUAGUGCCACCUUCAGGAAAGAAAAAUGAACAGGCACUUAUACAGUUAAUAAAACUCUCCAGUUGUUUUUAAAUGGCAUUUGUAUGGGAUAUAAGCUUUCACACUUCCAAACAACAUACACUAAUGGCACGGAAAAGUGGUCUAAGCAGAAUUUAUUUUAAAGGUUUUUGCAAGGCCUGCUAGGUCAGUCGCAAAUCAUACCCCUACUGACCUAGCUGUGUUGGCCAGCUCAGUAGUAUAGACUUGGCCUAAGUUCAGCGGAACCAAGAGAGGCUUGAAAAAUUCUUCCAUGGGCACUAAGGGAAUUGUCACUUAAAACAUCCCUUGCUUAGUUACAUUGCCCUUUCUUGAAUACUGGAAAAAGGAAGCAUUGUUCCUAUUUGUAUAGGUUUAAAAGAAACUGAGUUGGCAGAGGGGACCUGAAAAAUAUCAGAGCUGAAGAUAGUGAAUGGGGUAUUUGCAGUUCUCCAAAGCUGCUGUUGUCUGUCUUGCAAGAAAGACAAGUGGGGCAAGAAAAUUCCCACUUCAGUAUAUAACCUUCAUGGGGAUUGCUGUGCUGCCAGCUUUCCUGCUGGCAUUCACUCACCCGCUGCUCCCCAGCCUCCUCCUUUCAGCAUGCUGCUGAAUGGCUGAGGCUUUGUCAGCUCAAUUCUCAUGUGUCUCUGCAGUGUGGCGGUAAUACCCAAAGAGGCUGAGGGAAGCCCUCUUGUUUUUCCUGGAGUCUUGUUUUGGUUUGGUUCGGUUCUUUCGUUAGCUCUGGGCUUUAAGUCUUGUGUUAGACAAAUCUCCUAUUUUGGAACACUUUCCCACCCCAGGAGAUGGGGGGAAAAGAGGUCUUUACAGGCAGAGAUUUCCAAAUAGCACUGGGCAACCCAUACCUGAAAAAUCAUUUUUCUGUUCUCUCACUAAUUUUUGUGUUAUGUCAUGACAUGCACCAACUUUUUUUCUUUUUCAUUUCCUUUCAACAUCUUGGCCAUGUUUGUUUAUUUAUUUCAGUUUUAAUUUUUUUUCAGUUGAUUUCAUUGGUGGAUUUGAUCCAUUUCCUCUCUACCAUGUCAAUGAAAAGCCCACCAACCUUUUGU